AUGCAACCCGGCCGGGCCCCGCCGGCCGUCGGCGUGGCGGCGGAGAGCUGCAUCCCGGCCGGCCUGCGCCUGGGUCCGCUGCCGGGCGCCUGCAAACUGGGCAAGUACCUGUCCGAUCGCAGGGAGCCGGGACCCAAGAAAAAGGUCCGGAUGGUGAGAGGGGAGCUGCUCGACGAAGCCGGGAGCCCUGCCGGGGAGUGGCUGGGGUUGGUCCGGGCGGCCAGGCACGCCCAAGAACAGACCCUGGAAGCCGUCGCCGACCUACCGGGCGGACAGGUCUUCUACCGGACGCUGCGGGACGUGCAGCCGGGGGAGGAGCUGACGGUGUGGUACUCCAACGCCCUGGCCCAGUGGCUCGACAUCCCCACGACGGCGACGCCGACCCACGACGAGAAAGGCGAGGAGCGCUACAUCUGCUGGUACUGCUGGCGGACCUUCAAGUACCCCAACAGCCUGAAGGGCCACGUCCACUUCCACUGCGCGCUCAACCACGGCCGCUGCUUCCUGGGGGCCGAGCCCGUCCGCCCCUCCGAGCUGUUCAGCGCCUCCCCCAGGCCGGCCCCCUUCCGCCCCCCCUGCCCCGGAGGGGCCCGGGACAGCAUCAAGCGGGAGUCGGCCGGCUCGCCCCCCCCGGCCCGGGCGGGCGGAGCCGGGCGCAAGGCGGCCAAGGAGGAGCCGGAGCGCGCCCUGGACAUGAGCGUCCCGUCGGGGCGGGGGCUGCCGGCCUUCUACCCCGGGGCCAAGUCGGCCUUCAAGCCCGCCGUCCUGGAGGGCAAGGGGGGCGGCGGCUUCAGCAAGCUCCUGGGCGGCCUCAAGCCCGGCCGCCCGGGCGGCCAAGCCCCGCUGGGCGCCGCCUGCAGCCCCCAGCCCCCGACGGCGCCCCACCAUCCCCAUCCCCCCCACCCGCAGCCCCCCAAAUGCGGAGGCCCCGCGGCCGCCGUCGGGGGGCUGGCCUACCCGGGCGGCCUGCGGGGCUUCCCGCUGCUCUCGCACGUCGAGGAGACGUCGGCCUUCAAGCACGUGGAGCGGGGCCUGCCCGCCGGCCUCUCGCCGCCCGCCGGCCGCUACCCGCCGCUGCCCCUGGAGCGCUUCGCCGCCCUGCCGCCGCCCUUCGACGGCCUGAAGCCCUACGCCGCCCCGGGCGAGGGCCCCCUGCCGCCCUUCCUGCCCUUCACCCUCUACAACGGCGAGCUGCUCUACAGCGCCCCCUACUACCCGCUCAAGCUCCACUUCGGCGGCCUCCUCAAGUACCCCGAGGCGGUGUCGUACUUCCACGGGGCGGCCGCCGCCCUCCACCCGGCCGAGCUGGGCUCGCUGGCCGGCCUCGACCGCGAGCUCGCCCUGCACACCCAGCAGCUGGCCGAGCUGGCGGCCGACAAGGGCCGCGCCCGCCUGGAGGGCCUGCCGCCCCCGCCGCCCCCCCCGACGGCCGGCCCGCCCCACGGCAAGCCCAAGAGCGGCCACCUGUGCCUCUACUGCGGCAAGCUCUACUCGCGCAAGUACGGCCUCAAGAUCCACAUGCGGACUCACACCGGCUACAAGCCGCUCAAGUGCAAGGUGUGCCUGCGCCCCUUCGGGGACCCCAGCAACCUCAACAAGCACAUCCGCCUCCACGCCGAGGGCAACACCCCCUACCGCUGCGAGUUCUGCGGCAAGGUGCUGGUCCGCCGCCGCGACCUGGAGCGCCACGUCAAGUCCCGCCACCCCGGGCACAGCCUGCCCAAGGGCGAGGAGGGCGGCGGCGGCGGCGGCCAGGGGGGCCCCGACGCCGCCGCCGCCGCCCGCCCGCCCGCCCCGGAGCCAAAGACUGACAACGAGAGCGACGUGGACGUCUGCUUCACCGACGAGCAGAGCGACCAGGACACGGGCGGGGGCAGCAGCGGCAGCAGCAGCAGCGGCGGCGGAGGCGCCAAGGAGCAGCAGUGA
Messenger RNA from Euleptes europaea (tarantolino), 1926 nucleotides. RefSeq names its product PR/SET domain 13 (gene PRDM13). Gene Ontology annotation, cellular component: nucleus. NCBI's taxonomy places the organism in Eukaryota, Metazoa, Chordata, Lepidosauria, Squamata, Sphaerodactylidae. Gene Ontology annotation, molecular function: protein binding. The record is from RefSeq and is a predicted model, not a curated record. Bases 1 to 1926 code for a protein of 641 amino acids. The transcript is spliced from 4 exons.